UAUAAAGUGGAGCAGAGCUGGAAGUUGAACGCUAAACGCGUCUGUAACCCGGUCGAGAGAGCGCACGCUGUGCUGUGCGGUGCUUUGGUGAUGCCCGAGCUUCACGCGCAUUACGGACAUUACAUAUAAAGUCCAGCACAAUAUUCAUUCUCAAGCAGAAAUGACCUGUGUUCAAAGCCAACAUGGAGUCCAGCCUUAUGAGAGCAUGUUCUUCAGCUCAGAGCUUAUGAACCCUGACUUCACCUCCAGGUUGGCCAUGGACGUGAGCGAACAGCGGGAGCAGCUCUCCACAUCCUCUCUGCCAAGCAUCACCUCUCUGGUUGGACACUACGGGGGAGAAUUUGAUACCUACUCCUGUCAGCUUGCCACUGCGACUGCUACUGCCUCAACCUGUGCUGGCGCCACAUCAAGUCAGGACUCCUUCAAGCUGGACAACCUCUCGGUUUAUGGCUGCUACCCCGGUACAUUCACCUUGAGCUACAUGGAUGAUGCGAUGUCUACGUCUGGUGCCUCGAACUGUUUCGGCAGCCCCGUCUCAGCACCUUCACCCUCCACCCCAGGGUUCCAAUCAGUGCCUUCCUGGGAUGGAGCGUAUGGGUCCUGCUCCCCAGACGCAGGCUGCUGGGGUUUGGAGAAGACACCCCUUACUCAGGCUUCUUCCUUUUUCACUUUUGGACAUGAGGACAUGUCCCCUCUGGGGCAGCUGCAGCAACAUCAGCUUCCUGAUCAGGAUCCCUUUUCUCGGAGCCAUCAGAACAGCUUCAGUCCUCUCAGGCUGGAUCACAGCAGCAGGGAGAGUACGGUCCUGAUGGACAAUCAGCUGUCUCCCAAAAUCAAGAGUCCAACAGGAAACGAAGGGUGCUGUGCGGUGUGUGGGGACAAUGCCUCCUGCCAGCACUAUGGAGUGCGCACCUGUGAGGGCUGCAAGGGCUUCUUUAAGCGUACAGUGCAGAAAAAUGCUAAGUACGUAUGCCUCGCAAACAAAGACUGUCCAGUGGACAAACGGCGGCGGAACAGGUGCCAGUUCUGUCGCUUUCAGAAGUGCCUGGCAGUCGGAAUGGUGAAAGAAGUUGUGAGAACAGACAGCUUAAAGGGCAGAAGGGGACGUUUACCCUCGAAACCAAAACCGGUCACAGAAUCCGUGUCUGCUCCGAGUUCUGGGAAUAUCAUCAACUGUCUUGUGAAUGCUCACAUAGACUCGAACCCGGCCAUCAUGGACUACUCGAAGUAUCAGCAAACAGUGGCUAGCAUGUCUGAAAAGGAGGACGCCAGUGACAUCCAGCAGUUUUACGACCUCCUGACCGGGUCCAUUAGCGUGAUCAGGAAGUGGGCUGAAAGCAUCCCGGGAUUCACCGCCUUCUCUAAGGAAGACCAGGACUUACUGUUCGAAUCAGCCUUUGUCGAGCUCUUCAUUUUACGACUAGCUUACAGAUCAAACCCAGAGACGGACAAGCUGAUCUUUUGCAACGGUGUGGUUCUGCACCGUACACAGUGCGUGCGGGGAUUUGGCGAUUGGAUCGACUCCAUCAUAGAGUUCUCACAGGGUUUACAGCGUCUGAACCUGGACCUGGCGUCGUUCUGCUGCCUCGCCACGCUCGUCAUCAUAACCGAUCGACAUGGCCUGAAGGAGUCAAAGAGGGUAGAGGAUUUCCAGACCCAUCUGAUUGCGUGCCUCAAAGACCACAUUGCCACGAGUGUCUCCGAAGAGGCACGUCCAAACUACCUGUCCCGGCUGCUGGGGAAACUGACCGAGCUCAAGACACUGUAUACUCAAGGCUUUCAUCGCAUCUUCUACCUUAAACUUGAACAUCUCAUCCCACCUCCUCCGAUUGUGGACAAGAUCUUAAUGGACACAUGGCCUUUCGGUAACUGACUCGGCGGCGCUAUUUAUAGACACGAUUUUUAACAAAGACUCGGAUUAGACGUGAACAAUAGCACAGCAGAGCAGAAAAGGGAUUCGGAAGCACUUGUCUAAGCCUGGCAGCUCUGUAUUCUUUUAAGGCGUACGACUAUGAUCUUCUCGACGGGAGUCCGAAAGACGUUCAGUGAACAUUCUGGAAAAUCUUGCAGGAAAGAAAUUUCUUUUAAAAAGCUUCACCAAGUCUCCGUAUGUUUCCUUAACCCCAUAUUUUGUUUCAGAUUUUUGGAAUUGUGGCUUUUUUUUUUUGGUGAACUUAAAACAACAGAAAUCAGUGAUUUUGUGCAGCUUGAGAACUGAACAAGAUAAAUGAUACAGUGUGUGUGUGUGUGUGUGUAUGUUCGUGUGAAAGGAAUCAAAUCCUCUCACUGAAACAGUAUUAGAGCGCUAGAACUUCAAAACGUACAUGAUACGAUGCAACAUCCAGAGAACUCAAUGGUGCUUUAAAUACACAACUGUGGUUUAGGUUAAAGACAAAAAAACAAGAAAAAGGCCAUGGACCAAAACUAAUACUGUUUACUUAGUUGCACAAAAUGAGCCCUAUAUAUAUAUAUAUAUAUAUAUAUAUAUAUAUAUAUAUAUAUAGCGAUUAACACCUGAGACAUAAAUUCAUUAGGAGCCCAGAAUGAAUGUGAAUAUAAUCGAAACCUUCUGUUCGAGUCGGAUUUAACUGCCACGUGCUCUUCUGAAAAACACAACAUGCCUUUCUUUAUUCGAUGUACAACUGAAGUUUACUCUUUAUUCGGAUACCUGUUUUUUUGUUGUUUUUUUUUGGAUUUUUCGUCGGUUUUGCAUCUCUAACUGCGACGAUGACGAUGAUACAUUUCCAUCAAAACAUUUCUAAAUUUGUCCAGUGAUUUUGUUCUGGGGUUUUUUUUAAGCCUAUGAACUCUUAGUAUUAUCACAGAUUGAAGAAUUUGUUUAGUGUGACAGCCAGAUUUUAGCUUCUACAUAUUUGUAUGUACUGUUUGUAUAGAGAUGGCUUGAUAUGCUCUAUAUUUUUGUCUUUAUACUGGCAUAGUGAAAUUGUCUGGGCAUUAUGGUGUUUUUUAUAUAAUAUUUUUGAUAUUCUUAGAUAUUUGCUGUCUUUCAUGACUAAUGUUGUUCAGAACUAUACAUUAAAAUGAUGAACGAUCA
Tachysurus fulvidraco (yellow catfish) is the source of this 3055-nucleotide messenger RNA. RefSeq names its product nuclear receptor subfamily 4, group A, member 1 (gene nr4a1). The transcript is spliced from 7 exons. Gene Ontology annotation, biological process: regulation of transcription by RNA polymerase II; cellular response to corticotropin-releasing hormone stimulus. Gene Ontology annotation, cellular component: nucleus; transcription regulator complex. The record is from RefSeq and is a predicted model, not a curated record. Gene Ontology annotation, molecular function: nuclear receptor activity; nuclear glucocorticoid receptor binding; RNA polymerase II cis-regulatory region sequence-specific DNA binding. The coding region runs from base 161 to 1873 and encodes 570 amino acids. NCBI's taxonomy places the organism in Eukaryota, Metazoa, Chordata, Actinopteri, Siluriformes, Bagridae.